CUGAUCCUGAUCCUGAAUCUUCCCCGCAGAUGCGUUCCACGUUGUGUUCAAAAUUCGCUGUGUUCACCCCACAGCGCCACAAUGGAUGCAACGACAAUAGAGGUCGAUUCCGAUACCCAGAGCAUCAACUCUGACUAUGAGAGCGUAGUCUCGGAUACAACAUCGACGCGCUCAUCCAUUUUCGAAUACGUUUACGAGAAUGGCCAUACGUAUCAUGCGUAUCGCGCGGGCCAAUACCUUCUUCCCAACGACGAAAAGGAGCAAGACCGCCUGGAUCUGCAGCAUCACAUCUUCAGAUUAGUCCUCGGUGGCGAUAUUACUAUCUCGAAGCUGAAGGAUCCGCAGCGGAUCCUCGACGUCGGCACUGGCACUGGAAUUUGGGCUAUCGACGCCGGUGAUCUCUUCCCUUCAGCAGAAGUGAUUGGGGUUGAUCUUAGUCCCAUCCAACCGAAUUGGACACCGCCCAACGUCAAAUUUGAAAUAGAUGACGUUACGUUGCCAUGGACGUACGAACUGAACAGCUUCGACUUCAUUCAUAUCCGCACUCUCGGUGGAAGCAUCAAGGACUGGGUAGGUUUUUUGGUUCAAGUGUACAAACAUCUGAAGCCUGGCGGCUUGAUCGAGGUUUCCGAAAUUCGAACUCAUUUCCAUUGUGACGAUGGGUCUCUCGGAAAGGACUCGAACUGUGUGAAGUGGGAGGAAACAUUUCAUGAGAUUGCAAAGGGAAUAGGUCUUGAGUUUGAUCAGAUGCCUAAAAUGUCAGGAUGGGUCAAAGAGGCCGGUUUCACAGACAUUCAGGAGGUCGAGAAAUUAAUUCCUAUUGGAACGUGGGCAAAAGACAAACGUCUGAAAGAAAUCGGAAUGUACUAUCUCGUCCACUUAUUGAUCGGUAUGGAACAUUACAGCAUAGCUUUGUUCACACGCAAUGGUUGGCUAGCUGAGGAAGUUCAAGUUCUUCUGGCCAAGGUCCGCAAUGAGCUUCUCAGUAACAAAUUCCAUACAUAUACAAAAGCAGUUUUCGUAACCGCACGAAAACCGGAUACUCGCUAACUUAAGACAUCACACUUGGUCACGUGUUCUACUUCUCACUUCGUGCGGCAGGCUCUGUUCGAUCUCCCUUUGAUUCUCAGGACCAUAGCAAGAUUUUUUCUGUACUUUCGGGAAAUAGAAAGACGGAAGAUUGCUGCUUUCAAUCCAAUUUCCUCAAAGGCUUUCCGCCCUACAAAGAUUCAUUGUGCGUUUUCAAGGUGCAUUGCGAAAAUCGACAUAGCCUGACCUGCACAGCUCAACUUUAGGAGACGAGUUUGAGCAUAAGGUGUUUAUAUAUGUCAGCGCUUUCUUAGUUGUAACAGUCGCAAGCUCAAGAAGUUGUAUUAGUCUUUGAUGGGGGACGGAGAGAUUAAGUUCAAUCCGGCGUGAUGGGAUAUGCUUGGGCAAGCUAUUUGGCCUUCAAAAUUUUCUUCCCUGUUGAUAAGAUCAAUUGAAAAAUCUCCUGGAGCUAGAAAAAUGUGGUGAAAAUACUGUAAUGUGUCCUAAAAUAGUGCUGAGCUUGAUACUGUGGCUUCGCGGAGCCCAUGACCGAGCUCCGAGAUAGAUCCGAUUUGGGGUGGAUCAUAACUUCGUCACCAAGUUUCAUAACUGAAUCUCAAGCUCAAGCUUUAAAUAUA
Molecule: messenger RNA, 1667 nt
Organism: Verruconis gallopava
Lineage: Eukaryota; Fungi; Ascomycota; Dothideomycetes; Venturiales; Sympoventuriaceae
Exons: 9
Coding region: 82-1050 (322 amino acids)
Molecular function (GO): methyltransferase activity
Source: RefSeq, a predicted model, not a curated record